Scomber scombrus (Atlantic mackerel) is the source of this 2961-nucleotide messenger RNA. RefSeq names its product proteolipid protein 2b (gene plp2b). The record is from RefSeq and is a predicted model, not a curated record. Lineage: Eukaryota; Metazoa; Chordata; Actinopteri; Scombriformes; Scombridae. The transcript is spliced from 5 exons. Bases 317 to 778 code for a protein of 153 amino acids. Gene Ontology annotation, cellular component: membrane.
GACUCUGCCCUUCCUCCUCCUCCUCAGAGAGAGAGAAAGUGUCUGCAGAGCUGCUGUGAGUCUGAUCAGCGUACUUCAGCACGACUUUUCAACGAGGAAGUUGAUUCAUCCAGCUUGACAGACACACAGAGAGAGAGAGAGAGAGUGUGAGAGAGAGAGAGGGAAAAGUUGCCUGAGCGGGAGCAGCAAGUCUGUUAUUGAAGGACUGUUGAAGAGAUCUUUCCAUUGACGCUCGUCGGUUCUUGACGAUAAGGCUGCACAUUUAACACACACACUUUCUCGGUUAGGCUCAUAAGUUAUUACAGUAGUCUACACAAUGGCUGACACUACUGCGUCCAAUGGUGCUACCUGCGUGGAUAGGCUGAAAAGUUACGUGAGGACCCAGAAAGGUUUUAUCCUCGCUGGUGAAAUGUUCAUCAGUUUUAUUAUCAUCAUCUGCUAUGCUGCGUCUUUUUAUGGAGGUUACUCUGCUCUGGCCAUCUGCGAGAUGAUCUUCGCCAUGGUCUUCUUCGGUAUCUUCAUGAUGGAUAUGGACAAGCAGUUCACAAUGGUCAACUGGAUGUGGAGUGAUCUUUUCCGUGCUGGUAUUGGUGCCAUCCUUUACAUCAUCACUUCUCUGAUCUGUGUGAUUGGAGGUUCUGGGGACGGUGCACGUAUCGCAGGCGGGGUAUUUGGCUUGAUCGCUGGUCUGCUGUUUGCUUAUGACACCUACACCAUCUUCUUGCAAGUCAAGACCACCAGGCAGCACACAGCGGCCUCCACCGAAGACAGAGUUUAAACACUCCAGCAUGCUUGUGCCUCUGUCAAGUAAGCAGCAGGAGAAGAAGAGGAAGUUUGUGCAGGAAUUAACGGAAGAGUGAGUCAGAGGGGAUGAUGGACAGUAAAACGAACGGGUCUCAGUUUAGACAAAGCUAAUGUAUGGUGUGAAGAGCCGAGAGAUUUUUAAGACCACGCCUGAGAGGAGGAUGACAUAGCCAAAGUGAGCGGUACUGUACAUCUGUGCCUUUAUUUCAGACAAAAUCGUGUCUACCACAUGAAGAAUCCUCCUCACAAACCUCAAUGUUCCACUGAAGCUCAAUGUUUGAUCUGAUUGAAAAGGGAAAACUGUAAAUAAUAGGCAAUGUAAAACUUUGGUUGUUGUCAUCGCACAGUUUGUCUAAUACACGUUUCUACUUAUAAUGAACUGCUGUAGUAAGGAGUAACUGUGUCAUUUGGGACUUUUAAAGUAACUGACUCAUGAAUGGUUGCUUUAUGAAGUGUUUAAUAUCAUAAUUAUAAUGAGUUUGUUUUCUGUAUUUUCAGUGAGAUUUAUCAACUGGUUAUCCAAUUCCCACUCUUUUGUUAAAACAUUGGUUUUUACAGUGCCUUUAAAGGACAGGUUCACGUUCAAGUUUCUAAGUCUGCCCUAAAAGAAUUGUCAGCCCCAAUAAACCUUUUUUACAUGUUUUUCUUGCUGUAAUCAUUCCUCCUCUUCACACUGACCAUUAGAAGAUCUCUUCAUAAUGCAUUUACAAUGUAAGUGAUGGGAGCCAAAAUCCACAAUCCUUCUUCAUUUCAAAAAUGUAUUUAAAGUUUAUUUGAAGCUGAUAUGAAGCUUCAGCUGUCCAAAUUAGUAAAAUCUAGUAUUUUUCAACAUUACAGUCUUUUUAGUGCCAAAUUCCCUCCUUUUGUUACUAUUUGAUCACUACAGCUAAACAGAAAAACACUAUCCUUAAAGUAGACUCACAGAUUGAUCUAAACACUUUACUUAUAGAAACUGAGAACAAUGGCUCAAGUUUCCUUGUUAAAACUGGUUAGAAGCAAUUACAGUUUUUAAAAAACCUGUAUUACAGAGCUAAUCCAAAGUCUUUGGGACUGUAACAUGCAGUUCACAACAGAGGAGAAUGAGAGGCGAGUAUAAUUUCUGAUAAGGCGUGUCCUUGACAAAAUGUAAGGGGAGUAGGUUUGUGAGCGCCAAAUCUCACCAUUGUUUAAACUACUACUGUACAUUUAGACAUUCCCAGACUUCGGUAGGCGGAGAUCUCUGAUUGUCUGGUAUUGCAAGACUAUCCUUUAAGAAACAAAGAGGAACACUUUUACUAAGAAGACCGUAAAUGUGGAAGAUAUCACCUUUUAUUUGACUAAGACAGCUGAAGCCUCCAUAUUAUCCUCAGAUAAAAAUUUGACUGAUAAUAAACUGUGGGUUUUGUCCUUUGUUACUUACAUUGUAAGCACACUUGGAGGGGAACUUCUAAUGGCCAGUAUGAAGCGGGAGAAUGAUUACAGCGACCGAAGCCAACAUUCAAAUGGGAACCUGACUGUUUUAAGACAGACUAAAAAAAAAGAAAAAUGAACCUCUUCUUUAAAUCUCAUUCAAAUUACCAAGUUCCUUCACCUUAUUUGCCUUUUUUACCUCAACAUUUGACGUGAUCUACCGGCACUGAUCAACAAAGGUUUUGGCUUAUUUUUGUACUAAUCAGAAUUUCGUCUGCAUCAUUAGCAGCCGUUGACAUCCAGUAACCAUCAACCACAUGUUCAUUGUUGCAUUUCUAAAAUGAUUUGCAUCAUCCUCCAGUUUUACAUAUCUGUUGAUAUGUAUUGAUGUUUAUCUGAUUCUUGCUCAGGUCUUUUGUUUGUUUUUUCUUACACUUGUAACACAUUUGUAAGGCACACAACAUGUCAUACCGUCCAGUAGUACAGUCCAGUUGUCUAGUUAACAUUUCAGCUCAUGUUCUCUGUUGAUAAGGCAGAAAAGUCACAUUGUUGGACUCACAUGAUAUGAAUAUUUUAAUAGCUGUAAUUGUUUCCUCAACUCCAUGGUGUUUAUUUGUCCAAGUACCACAAUACCUUAUCAUUAUUAUUAUUAUUAUUUUUGUUCUGUUUUUUUUGUUUUUUUAACAUGCUUUACAAAAGUGUGCAGUUUGUCAUUUUAAAAAGUAAAAGCAGUUGUGGUUUGAUAAAUAAAAGUCAUCAAUACUACAA